UGAUAAUUUUUUAAUUAUAACUCGUCGCGCACUAUCGGUCUAAUCUAAUCUGUCGCCGAACGAUUGCGAUAUUCGCUACAAUAUCUUACGAGAUUGCACAAUUUCAUUUAAACAAAACGCUUUCUCAUCAAUACUAUGUUGACUCUAUUUUUAGUAUUGCUAUGUUCACCAUUCAUUGUUGAUGCAGUUAAUCGAGAUCAAUUUAAAAGAUGCGAUCAGAGCAGCUUCUGUCGACGAUGCAGAAAGAUGGAGUCUGGCAAAACACCUUAUCAGCUCUUACCAGACACAUUUGUACAAAAUGAAUCCAUGAUCACAAUAGACUUGUUCAAUAAAGAUACAGGUGUUUCAUACAUAUUACAAGUCACCACAUUAAAAGAGAGUACAUUUAGAUUAUAUAUAAAUGAAAAAAACCCGCUGCAUCUCAGAUACAAAACUGAAUAUGCUCUUCAUGAUCAACCACAAACAGUGAACAUAGAUCUUGUUGAGAAGAAUGCAGAAAGUAUAACUGUAGUGAAGGGUGAAAACAAAGCAAUUCUACAUGUAAAUCCAUUUAAAGUGGAUCUAUAUUCCCAAGAUGUUUUAAUGAUAUCAGCAAAUGCUCGUGGCCUUAUGAGAUUUGAACAUUUGCGUACCAAACCAGUUAAAUCAGAACAAGAUGAGAAUGAAGCUGCAGAAACAAAGAACAACACGUAUCCUGGUGACAGCGCUGACGAUGAUCCUGGUGCCUGGGAAGAAAGCUUCAAGGAGCAUCACGAUUCCAAACCAUUUGGACCCGAGGCUGUAGCCAUGGAUUUCAGCUUUCCUGGAUCGGAGCACGCUUAUGGUAUACCAGAACAUGCUGAUUCGUUAGCAUUACGCUCAACUAAAUCCACCGAUCCGUACAGGCUAUACAAUUUAGAUGUGUUUGAAUACGAAACAAACGAGCGUAUGUCUGUAUAUGGCGCGAUUCCAGUACUUUAUGCUCAUGGAAAAGAUAAAUCAUCAGGUGUUUUCUGGCACAAUACAGCAGAAACUUGGAUCGACAUUUUAUCAAGUGCAGAUAAUAAUGUUGUGGAAAGCAUUGUUAAUUUUGUGUCUGGAUCUGCUAAAAAAUCUCAAGUGGACGCUUAUUUCAUGUCAGAGUCCGGAGUGAUUGAUGUGUUUUUCAUGUUAGGUCCAAAGCCGCUUGAUGUUUUUAGACAGUACACUGUUUUAACUGGCACAGCGCCUUUGCCGCAGAUGUUUGCUCUUGGAUAUCAUCAAUCUCGUUGGAAUUACAAUGAUCAAGACGAUGUCGCAACUAUCGCCGAAAGUUUUGAUAUACACGAUAUUCCGCUGGAAGUAAUGUGGCUUGAUAUCGAAUACACAGACAACAAAAAGUAUUUCACGUGGGAUUCGCGUAAAUUUCCGAACCCUCUUGAAAUGAUACACAAUCUCACGACUAAAGGCAGAAAAUUGGUGGUUAUUAUCGAUCCUCAUAUCAAACGUGAUAAUAAUUACUUUUUGCAUAACGAUGCCACCAACAUGGGUUAUUACAUCAAAAACAGAGAUGGAAAAGAUUACGAAGGCUGGUGCUGGCCCGGAUCUUCGUCGUAUCUCGACUUCUUCGAUCCAAAAGUUGUCGAAUAUUACAUCAGUUUAUACGAUCUGGAUAAGUUUCAUGGUACCACUAACGAUGUCUAUAUCUGGAACGACAUGAACGAACCGAGUGUGUUUAACGGGCCGGAAGUAACCGCACCGAAAGAUCUUGUUCAUCAUGGAGGCUGGGAACACAGAGACGUUCACAAUAUUAACGGGCAUAUGUACAUCCGUGCGACGUACGAAGCUUUAUUCCGUCGGUCGGGCGGUUCUCUCAGACCGUUUGUUCUAACGAGAUCAUUCUUUGCCGGAUCGCAACGCUACGCAGCAAUGUGGACUGGCGACAAUACGGCAGAAUGGAGUCAUCUACGUAUAAGUUAUCCCAUGUGUCUCUCGGUGGCUAUAUCCGGUAUGUCGUUUUGUGGUGCCGAUAUCGGAGGUUUCUUUAAAAAUCCAGACUCCGAGCUGUUUAUCAGAUGGUAUCAGGCGGGAGCGUGGCUACCUUUCUACCGUCAACAUUCUCAUAUCGAAACAAAAAGACGCGAACCGUGGACGUUCAACGAGGAAACCACCCAAAUAGUUCGCGAUACACUCAGACUGCGAUACUCUUAUCUGCCGCUUUGGUACACGCUCUUCAGAGAACAUGAGAUAAACGGUCUGCCCGUUAUACGUCCUUUAUGGGCGCAUUAUCCUACCGAAUCGGAAACGUUCACCAUCGAUGACCAUUUGUUACUCGGCGACGCCAUACUGGUGCGCCCGGUAUUUCAAUCCGGUGCGACGGAAGUAUCGGUUUACUUUCCAGGAGAGGGCAAGGUGACUUGGUACGAUAUCGACACAAUGCUACCCUAUCAAAACGCAGGAUACGUUAAUAUACCGGUAACGAUCCACAAGAUUCCCGUGUUCCAAAAAAGUGGUUCCAUCGUUCCGCGAAAAAUGAGAAUACGACGUAGCACAGUCGCCAUGAAGAAUGAUCCUUACACGCUUAUAAUAAUUGCCGACAGUAACGGCAAGGCCAGUGGCAAUCUAUAUAUCGACGAUGAAACCAGCUUUGAAUAUCGCCACGGCAAAUACCUCUAUCUGAGAUUAACUUUGAAUGGCUAUAAGAUAAGUACAACUAUAAUAGACAACCUAGCUUCGUACGAAACACAAAGCUGGUUAGAGAGAAUAGAUAUAGUCAAUCCACCGAAAAGAAUUAAAUCUGCUCAACUGGAUUCUCGCAGUAUGGGAAAAGUGACAUUGGAAACUACAUAUAAUCCCCAUAAUGACGUAUUAACGAUACGUAAACCAGGUGUAAAUAUGGGCGAAGCAUGGGUUAUUGAAUUAUUAUCUUAAGAUUGUGGAUCUUACUCAUAAACCGAGAUUCCCAAUAAUCCAUACGAUAAUGCUACUUUUUUAUUACAUGUUUUCAGCUAUCUGUGAUCUGAAUGAUUACGUUUCCUAGAGCAAAGAAUACGAUUUAGCUAUACUUUGAGAGUGAAAUGAUUGUUACUAACUUUAUUCUGUCUUCUUCGACAAGAUAUGAUAUUUAUAGCGUUUACAAUAUGUGCAACAUGAUAUAUCUUGGACGAACUUUGUAUAAGAGCAAGUCUCUGUAACUUACAAUUUUAUUUUAUACAACUCAAUAAAAAUAUGAAAGUAAAAGAGCUAUUGUAGCUAUUCUAGCACA
Molecule: messenger RNA, 3223 nt
Organism: Pseudomyrmex gracilis
Lineage: Eukaryota; Metazoa; Arthropoda; Insecta; Hymenoptera; Formicidae
Gene: GCS2alpha
Product: neutral alpha-glucosidase AB
Exons: 7
Coding region: 136-2889 (917 amino acids)
Biological process (GO): N-glycan processing; carbohydrate metabolic process
Molecular function (GO): carbohydrate binding; alpha-glucosidase activity
Source: RefSeq, a predicted model, not a curated record